Messenger RNA from Orycteropus afer afer, 2733 nucleotides. RefSeq names its product HEAT repeat containing 6 (gene HEATR6). The record is from RefSeq and is a predicted model, not a curated record. NCBI's taxonomy places the organism in Eukaryota, Metazoa, Chordata, Mammalia, Tubulidentata, Orycteropodidae.
UCAUCCUUUAGUUCUUCCGUUUGGAAAAGGAUCAGCAGUAGUGAAUCAGACUAUUCUGACGCUGAAGGCGGCAUGCAGAGUAAAAUGAGGUCUUAUCAAGCCAAAGUUCGCCAAGGAGCUUUAGCUUGUUUUCUUUCUACUAUAAAAUCAAUAGAAAAAAAAGUUCUUUAUGGCUAUUGGUCUGCCUUUGUUCCCAAUACACCUGAACUUGGAAGCCCACAGUCUGUGUCUCUGAUGACUCUUACGUUGAAAGAUCCUUCUCCAAAGACACGUGCCUGUGCACUGCAGGUUUUAUCCGCCAUCUUGGAAGGCUCAAAGCAGUUUCUUUCUGUUGCUGAAGAUACCAGUGACCACAGAAGGGCUUUUACUCCCUUCUCCGUAAUGAUCGCUUCCAGCAUUAAAGAGUUACACAGAUGCCUUUUGUUAGCUUUGGUGGCAGAAUCAUCGUCACAAACCCUUACUCAGAUCAUUAAGUGCCUUGCAAAUUUAGUAUCAAAUGCACCUUACAACCGUCUACAACUCAGCCUGCUAACCAAAGUCUGGAACCAGAUAAAGCCUUAUAUCCGCCACAAAGAUGUUAAUGUUCGUGUGUCAAGCCUCACACUCUUGGGAGCUAUAGUGUCCACUCAUGCACCUUUACCUGAAGUCCAGCUACUUUUACAACAGCCUUGUUCUUCUGGACUCAGUAACAGCAAUUCAGCAACUCCUCAUCUGGGCCCUCCUGAUUGGUGGAAGAAAGCCCCCUCAGGACCCUCUCUAGAAGAAACCAUAAUUAACUCACCAAGGGGGUCUUCGGAGCCGUGCUGGCUCAUUCGACUUUGCAUUUCCAUUGUUACACUGCCCAAGGAGGAUUCCUGUUCUGGUAGCGAGGCUGGCUCUGUGGCAGGAAGUGCCUAUGAACCAUCCCCCAUGCGAUUGGAGGCCUUACAGGUGUUGGCUCAUCUGGCCAGGGGCUACUUUUCAAUGGCUCAGGUCUAUUUGAUGGAGCUUGGAGAGGUGAUUUGCAAAUGCAUGGGGGAAGCAGAUCCAUCUAUUCAGCUCCACGGAGCAAAGCUUCUUGAAGAAUUGGGUACAGGCUUAAUACAACAGUAUAAACCAGAUUCUACCACAGCACCUGAUCAGAGAGUGCCAGUCCUUUUGGUGGUGACGUUCUGGACUAUGAUGCUGAACGGUCCCCUGCCCAGAGCCCUCCAGAACUCAGAGCACCCGACCCUGCAGGCGAGCGCCUGUGAUGCCCUAUCUUCCAUCCUGCCAGAGGCCUUCAGCGUUCUGCCGAAUGACAGGCAGAUCCUGUGCAUCACUAUGCUGCUCGGGCUGAACGACAGUAAGAACCGCUUGGUGAAAGCUGCGACCUCCCGGGCCCUUGGAGUCUAUGUGCUUUUUCCCUGCCUCAGACAGGAUGUUAUAUUUGUUGCAGAUACUGCAAAUGCAAUAUUGAUGUCACUUCAAGACAAGUCCCUGAACGUCCGGGCCAAAGCAGCCUGGUCCCUGGGGAAUCUGACAGACACACUGAUUGUCAACAUGGAAACACCAGACCCAAGUUUCCAGGAGGAGUUCUCUGGUCUCCUGCUCUUGAAGAUGUUGCGAUCAGCCAUUGAAGCCUCCAAGGACAAAGACAAGGUAAAAAGCAAUGCUGUCCGGGCCCUUGGAAAUUUGCUUCACUUUCUACAGCCAUCUCAUAUAGAAAAACCCAGAUUUACAGAAAUCAUUGAGGAGUCUAUCCAGGCCCUAAUUUCUACUGUUCUAGUGGAGGCGGCCAUGAAAGUCCGAUGGAAUGCUUGUUAUGCAAUGGGAAAUGUAUUUAAAAAUCCCUCUCUUCCAUUGGGAACUGCCCCGUGGACCUACCAGGCCUACAAUGCCCUGACAUCCGUUGUGACAUCGUGCAAGAACUUCAAAGUACGCAUCAAAUCUGCCACUGCCCUUUCCAUCCCGGGCAGGAGAGAGCAGUAUGGGUCCACUGAGCAGUUCACGCAGAUCUGGAAUGCGCUGGUCACAGCCUUACAGAAGAGUGAAGAUACCACAGACUUUUUGGAAUUCAAGUAUUGUGCCAGCUUACGGACCCAGAUCUGCCAGGCGCUGAUUCACCUCUUGAGCUUGGCCAGCGCCUCAGACCUGCCCUGCAUCAGAGAAGCCCUUGAACAGAAUGGGGACAUGGUCCGGUCCUAUAUCCUACAGUUUUUAAAAUCUGGAGCUAAAGGAGAUGACUCCGGAACAGCCCCCAGCCUGCAGGAAAGAGACCAAAUGGUGAAAUCGGCCCUGGAGCGCAUAGGCGGCAUCCAGGGACUGACUGGAGACACAGCCCAAAGGGCCGUCAUGGGUUACUUGGAAGAUAUCCUGACCGCUUAUUUAGACUCAGCUGGGUCACAAGUGGCACUCCUCGGAUUAACGAAUCCGUGACUAUCCCACCACACUCUCCAGGUGUCCAGUAUGGUUCAAGGAAGACCUGUGCUCCAGCUGCUGGUAUGUGGGCUUUAAUCGUAGGGGCAGCACCAACCCAUCUAGUAUUUAUUUAGAAUGAGUUAGCAACUAUUUAAAGUUUUCCAAAAGGGCUCUGCCACUUUGAAAGUGGUUCCACUGCAUUGGUUGUGGUCUGGGUUGUUGGGGCCUCUGCCCUGUGCCACCAGCAGCUAAGGAGCUGGGUUGUAGUGUAGCCAGGCAGCUGGGGGCUGUGGAGGGUAUUUAGUCUCAGAAAAAAAAUAGAUUUAGGAAUCAUCUGUCAGUUUGUCAUAUUGU